AACGACCAACCAAUCACCACCAAAAUAUUCUCUCUUUCUUUGCUUAGAGAAACACAAUCCCCAAAAUAUUUCUUCCUCCUCUGUUUCCUUUUCCUUUUUUAAAUUUUUUUCCAAAUGUAGGGAAAUUAAAUCACUGAUUCUCUUUCUGUGUCGGUCUGAUUGAUUCAGUUUUUCACAUUUUUUGAUGAAGUCGUCUUCUCUUUUCCAAGAUAAUCUGCGGGGCAGAAGGGAGAGAUGUCUCAACAUGGGAAAGGUUGCUCCAUUCUUGUUCUCCUCUGUUUGUCUAACCACCAUUUUUAGCCUCUUCAUCUUCUACUCUCCAGGCCCUUCAAAGCCCUUGCCUUUCUAUUCUUCAAGGAACCCUGUAAACAACGCCAUACCCAACAAACUCGAUGACACCGAUCAAAAGCUUCAACUGAUCACUGAACCACAAAACGAUGAUGAAAAACCUCAAUUGAUCGAGCCACAAGAAAAGGGUGGAGAUGAGAAUUGUGACUUGUUUAAGGGUCAUUGGGUGCCAGACCUUAAAGGGUCUCUGUACACAAAUUAUAGCUGUUCAACAAUCCCAGAAUCUAAGAAUUGUUUCAGGCAAGGUAGGGAAGACAAAGAUUUUCUCAAUUGGAGAUGGAAACCGGACCAAUGUGAUCUUCCGAGGUUUGAUUCCAUCAAGUUCUUGGAGAUGGUUCGAGGAAAGAAACUAGCAUUUGUUGGUGACUCUGUUUCUAGGAACCAUAUGGAGUCACUUCUUUGCCUCUUGUCACAGGUUGAGGUUCCAAUAGACGUAUACAAGGAUUCGGAAGGCCGGAACCGGAUAUGGCGCUUUCCGAACCAUAACUUUACUCUGAUAGUACUCUGGACUAAAUUCCUUGUAGAGGGUGAGGAGAGAAUGAUUAACGGCUCGACCACUGGUGUCUAUGAUGUGUACAUUGAUAAGGUUGAUGAAAAAUGGACGAAAGACCUGCCGGACUUGGAUUACGUUAUCAUUUCAGACGCGCAUUGGUUCUUCCGGCCAAUAUACCUGCACGAAGCUGGCAAUAUUGUAGGUUGUGUAUACUGUGAUGAACCAAAUGUGACUCGCCGGGAAGUCAGUGAGGCCGUUGGCAUGGCCUUGGGAUCAGCAUUGAAGUAUAUCAAUCAGUGCAAAAAGUGUAAGAGGGUAGUAACACUGUUAAGGACCUUCUCACCAUCACAUUUUGAGAAUGGCGUUUGGAAUACUGGAGGGAACUGCAAUAAAACAAACCCUUCUGGAGAAACCGAUAUCGACUCAGGAAGUAGUGAGUUAGGGCUAAGAAAUGCUCAGGUGAAAGAGCUGGAAAUAGCAAGAAUAAGAGGGGAGAAGAGAGGGAAGAGGUUUAGGGUUUUGGACAUAACCAUGGCAAUGCUGAUGAGACCGGACGGGCACCCAGGAGCUUUCUGGGGUAACAAAUGGAUGAAAGGUUACAACGAUUGUGUUCAUUGGUGUUUGCCGGGUCCGAUCGAUGUGUGGAGUGAUUUUCUGAUGGCGGUCAUGGAAAGGACAGAGAGUUAGGAUCUUGAUAUAUAGUUAGAUGGAAAAACACCAUAUAUAUACCUUUUAGUAUAAACAAUAAUUUUAACAGUUUAAAAGGAGGAUUUCAUCAUUCUUUUUCUUCACAAUAAUUGUUUUGCCAGAAGUUUCAUUAUAACGGAUUUCCUUCAUUCUUUCCUGUAAGCACAUUAUCUCUGUAAAAAUAAAUAUGAGUUUCAUGA
Molecule: messenger RNA, 1728 nt
Organism: Tripterygium wilfordii
Lineage: Eukaryota; Viridiplantae; Streptophyta; Magnoliopsida; Celastrales; Celastraceae
Product: protein ALTERED XYLOGLUCAN 4-like
Exons: 4
Coding region: 185-1528 (447 amino acids)
Cellular component (GO): Golgi apparatus
Molecular function (GO): O-acetyltransferase activity
Source: RefSeq, a predicted model, not a curated record